This is a messenger RNA of Filobasidium floriforme, 1759 nucleotides long. Its product is annotated as ketol-acid reductoisomerase. The record is from RefSeq and is a predicted model, not a curated record. The coding region runs from base 210 to 1415 and encodes 401 amino acids. The transcript has 8 exons. NCBI's taxonomy places the organism in Eukaryota, Fungi, Basidiomycota, Tremellomycetes, Filobasidiales, Filobasidiaceae. Gene Ontology annotation, biological process: L-valine biosynthetic process. Gene Ontology annotation, molecular function: ketol-acid reductoisomerase activity. Gene Ontology annotation, cellular component: mitochondrion.
CACCUCCUCAGACCUCGCUUGCAAGCAACCUCCUCCUCCUCGCCGACGAGUCACACCCACCGCAUCACUCCACCCGCACCUGCACACACCCUCUCACCCGAAUCUCGUUCUCUAUAUCAACCUCACCCUACCACCACCAACUCACCCGACACAACUCCCAUAUUCCCCACUUUCCUCCUUCUUUCCUCAAACCAAAACUACCACUCAAGAUGUCUCUCCGAACUUCCACCUCCCGAGCUCUCAAGCAGGCUUUGCAGUCGACCACCCAGAAGAGGUCGUUCUCCCUCGUCGCCAAGGCCGGCGUCGCCGCUGCUGCCAGGCCUCAGGUCGUCAGGCCCGUCAUCAACUCCACCCGAGGAAUCAAGUCGCUCGACUUUGCCGGUACCAAGGAGACCGUCUACGAGCGAGCCGACUGGCCCACUGAGAAGUUGACCGAGUACUUCAAGAAUGACACCCUCGCCAUGAUCGGUUACGGUUCCCAGGGCCACGGCCAGUCCCUCAACGCCCGUGACAACGGCUUGAAGGUCAUCGUCGGUGUCCGAAAGGGCGGUGAAUCCUGGAAGCAGGCCCAGGAGGACGGUUGGGUCGAGGGAGAGACCUUGUUCUCCAUCGAGGAGGCCAUCGGACGAGGAACGAUCAUCAUGAACUUGUUGAGCGAUGCCGCUCAGAGUCAGACUUGGAACGAGAUCAAGCCUUUGAUCACCAAGGACAAGACCUUGUACUUUGCUCACGGAUUCUCGGUCGUCUUCAAGGAGGACACCGGUGUCGUUCCCCCCACCGACGUCGACGUCAUCCUCGUCGCCCCCAAGGGAUCCGGCCGAACCGUCCGAUCCCUCUUCCUCGAGGGACGAGGAAUCAACUCGUCCAUCGCCGUCUUCCAGGACGUUACCGGCAAGGCCAAGGAGAAGGCCGUCGCCCUCGGUAUCGCCGUCGGAUCCGGAUACUGCUACGAGACCACCUUCGAGAAGGAGGUCUACUCCGACCUUUACGGUGAACGAGGAGUCUUGAUGGGAGGUAUCCAGGGAAUGUUCUUGGCUCAGUACCAGGUCCUCAGGGAGAACGGACAUUCGCCGUCCGAGGCUUUCAACGAGACCGUCGAGGAGGCUACCCAGUCCCUCUUCCCCUUGAUCGGCAAGUACGGUAUGGACUACAUGUACAACGCCUGUUCCACCACCGCCCGACGAGGAGCUCUCGACUGGGCCCCCAAGUUCUACGAGGCCAACUUGCCCGUCUUCAAGUCGCUCUACGAGAACGUCAAGAACGGAAACGAGACCCGACGAUCGCUCUCGUUCAACGGACAGAAGGACUACCGUGAAAAGUUCGCCGAGGAGACCGCCGAGAUUGACGCUCAGGAGAUCUGGAGGGCCGGAAAGACCGUCCGAAGGCUCCGACCCGACUACAAGGAGGAGCUCUAAACGGUUCUGCUUUGACCGUCCAGACUCGCCUUGCCUCGCACCAAAAAGGAUGGAAAUGGGUCGGAACUUGUUGACAACGACCCCUCGCCCUCUUCUUCGUGUUUCCCUAGCCGUGUGGUAGUUUUUCUCACUUGUCUUGCUUUUUUCGGGCACAUGACUAUAUAUCUGCAUUACGAUCGUCGAUUCGAAUUUUCACGAAUUGUGUGGAUCCCGGUCUUUGUAAGAGAUUUGCUAAACCUGUCGUUCCGGCUGAGCAUGAACGUACCUGUAGAGGUGUCCUGGCAGUUUCCGUGCCGCAUCUCAUACUUCCCAGCGAUCUGGAGAUGAAUGCAUCGCCCUUGGCA